Messenger RNA from Anguilla anguilla (European eel), 2074 nucleotides. RefSeq names its product inositol-trisphosphate 3-kinase A (gene itpka). The transcript is spliced from 7 exons. The record is from RefSeq and is a predicted model, not a curated record. The coding region runs from base 192 to 1787 and encodes 531 amino acids. Gene Ontology annotation, cellular component: cytoplasm; nucleus. Gene Ontology annotation, biological process: inositol phosphate biosynthetic process. NCBI's taxonomy places the organism in Eukaryota, Metazoa, Chordata, Actinopteri, Anguilliformes, Anguillidae. Gene Ontology annotation, molecular function: inositol tetrakisphosphate kinase activity; inositol-1,4,5-trisphosphate 3-kinase activity.
CUUCGAGAUGGGUAUCAGCGCCGGUCAGUCCAAAAGAGCAGUGUUAGAUUGGAGAAGGGAGCAGACGAAAACAAAGCACCUCUUAGCUGACGUUCUCGGAGUAACAACUCAAAUCGAAAGAAACUUGGUAAGAUAGAAAAAAGGAAAGCGUAAAACACGGAAGAUACCUCGUGCGCAGUAAAACCGUCACUAUGCAGCAGUCAUUCGAAUCUGCUGAGGGAGUUCCCAGGGCGCAGCUAGACAGCGAGUCUGUUGUCUUGGGGGCUACCGCGGGCGCUUUCCACGGCAGUGAGGAGCACGAAAGAAUAAGGAUUUUCGGGGAUACGACAGAUGAACUUGGAUCGGAAAUUGGAAGUGGCACAGAAUUUGACGGCUCUAAAGCUAGCGGAGUAAGUGUGGUGCAGCUCAAGUCGUUGUUUGAACCCAACAAAAGCGAGAGCUGCCACAGACGUUCCCAUCAAAUUUCACUUGGCAAGCAGAUGCCUAAAGAAAGGCGGAGGGCAAGGGACGUCGGCCAGUCAGGUCUUACAAAAGACAGGAGAUCGAACCGCAAAUCAUCUGAAAUUUGCAAUGGGAUCGCCCUUAUGACAGACCAAGUAAUUUCCGCUGGCUCGGAAUCUACACUGAACUCUAAGGAGGAACCGGGUGAUACGAGAUUACGCCGUGUCCCGCAGGUGACAAUAACCCCCGAAGGGGGUGGGUGUCCCCGGGAGAUGCAAGAGGAGGACUGGAACGACGUGACUGGUCCUCUUCGCCGAAAGUUGUCAAACUCCUCGCUUUCUUCAACAGGUUCCUCCACAGUGUUGGAGGAAUCCGAAGACGACGUUCUUAGUGACAACGAGAACAAAAGUAAAGGGAUAAUUACUCUAGAACACGCGGAGGACACAGGCACAGUGCGGCCCUGGUGGAAGCUCAAGACCUUCGUCAACUGGCCCUUUGUCCCCUCACAGCGCAGGCGCCUCUCCUGGGUCCAGCUCGCUGGACACAAAGGGAGCUUCAAGGCCGGUGAAGAGGGCACGAUCCUGAAAAAGCUGUCAGAGAACGAGAAGCUCUGCUUUGAGCGUUUGAGGGGCGAUGCACUGCAGCCCUUUGUUCCGGGGUACCUCGGGGUGGUGGAGAGAGACGGAGAGCGCUUCCUGCAGCUGACAGAUCUGCUGGGGAGCUUUGACGGGCCCAGCGUGAUGGACUGCAAGAUGGGCGUGAGGACAUACCUCGAAGAGGAGCUGGUUCGUGCCAGGGAGAGGCCAAAGCUGCGGAAGGACAUGUACGACAAAAUGCUGGAGGUGGACAGCCAAGCCCCCACCCCGGAGGAACACCAGCUGCGUGCUGUCACUAAGCCACGCUACAUGCAGUGGAGGGAAACCCUGAGCUCCACCCACACUCUGGGGUUCCGCAUUGAGGGCGUAAAGAGACCAGAUGGGACAUGCAGCACAGACUUCAAGAAAACCCGCUCGAAGGAGGAGGUCAUCCAGGUUUUCACUGACUUUGUGGCGGGGAACAGAAACAUUAUUAAAAUCUAUCUUAAGAAGCUGGAGGAGAUACGCAAGACGCUGGAGGCUUCAGAAUUCUUCAAGAAACAUGAGGUUAUUGGGAGUUCACUCCUCUUCAUCCAUGACCAAACUGAGAAGGCUGAGAUGUGGCUGAUCGACUUUGGCAAGACCACCGCCCUUCCUGAGGGACAGACCCUGAACCACCUGGUGCCCUGGCAGGAGGGAAACCGUGAGGAUGGCUACCUCUGGGGGCUGGACAACCUGCUUCAGCUGCUGAGUUCUUUGGCUAAGGAGUGAACAUUAACCCAGUCUCCUGGGUAACUCUUCAUUGAUAGUCUUUAUUAAAGACAGUCCUAGUUUCCUUAGCUGACUGAGUUAGCAGGGGCAUUCAAGGACAAACAAGGCCUUUACCUGAGUAACAGCCCACACAGGCAAGGUCUUUGUGGGUGCUGACUGUUACGGUGACAAUAGUGCAACUGCCGCAUAAAAAAACCUGCUUUCAAUAUUCCUCUCUCAAAGUUGGUCUGCUGCAACCUAAAGAUACAUAUGUUAUGACACAUACAUGGUCAUCUGCCACUGGCAUU